This is a messenger RNA of Verticillium alfalfae VaMs.102, 1464 nucleotides long. Its product is annotated as Esbp6p. Lineage: Eukaryota; Fungi; Ascomycota; Sordariomycetes; Glomerellales; Plectosphaerellaceae. Bases 1 to 1464 code for a protein of 487 amino acids. Gene Ontology annotation, molecular function: transmembrane transporter activity. The record is from RefSeq and is a predicted model, not a curated record. Gene Ontology annotation, biological process: transmembrane transport. The transcript is spliced from 7 exons.
AUGGCUGCCCCCGGAGGAAAGCAGUUGCAAGACUGCGUCACGACGCCGAAUGAUGACGCUGUCGUCGGUGCGGAGAAGGCGGUGGCGACGGACGAGGAUCUCUCCUCCGGCCCGGGGACCUACGGCGACGAGGCCGAGUUCCAGGAAGGCGGCUAUGGUUGGGUUGUCGUCUGCUGCGUCUUCCUCAUCAACGCUCACACAUGGGGUCUCAAUUCGUCCUACGCCGUCUUUCUCGCCUACUAUCUGAAUUCUGGCGCCUUCGAGGGAACAAGCCCCAUUACCUUUGCCUUUGUUGGCGGUCUAUCCUUCUCCGUUGCUCUCCUCGUCUCGCCACUGACCACCCUCUCCAUCCGCCGCUUCGGCACAAAGCCCACCCUCGGCGCCGGCGUCAUCAUCCAGUCCGCCGCCCUCAUCGCCGCCUCUUUCAGCACCGAGGUCUGGCACCUCCUGCUCACGCAGGGUAUUGCCUUCGGCAUAGGCAUGGGCCUCGCCUUCAACGCCACAGUCGGCGUCGUCCCACAGUGGUUCCGGCGCCGUCGCUCCUUCGCCGCCGCCCUUUCGACCGGCGGCUCUGGCUUCGGCGGCCUCAUCUACUCGCUCGCCACUAACGCCAUGAUUGACAAUAUUGGCCUCGCAUGGGCCUUUCGCGUCCUGGCGCUGCUGUCGCUCGUCGUCAAUGGCGGGUGCUGCCUGCUCGUCAAAGACAGGAACAAAGCCAUCGGCACGGUACUGACGGCCUUCAACUGGCGGCUGCUGCGCAAGGUCGAGUUUUGGCUCUUUGUUAGCUGGGGGUUCUUCUCGCUGUUUGGCUACGUCAUCGUCAUCUUUUCGCUGCCGGACUAUGGCCAGAGCGUGGGGUUCUCGGCGAGCCAGGGGUCUCUGGCCGCUGCUAUCCUCAACUUGGCGCAAGGUAUUGGCCGCCCAUUGAUCGGACUGGCGAGCGACCGCUACGGACGCAUCAACUUGUGCGGUAUCAGCACGCUGCUGGCCGCGCUUUCGACGCUGUUCCUGUGGACGUUCACGGGCCAGCACUUUCCCGGCACCAUCGUGUAUUCCCUCUUCGGUGCCUUCGCUGGCAGCCUGUGGCCGACGGUAGCGCCCGUCGGUGCUGAGGUCGUCGGCAUCCAGCUGCUGCCUUCAGUGCUCUCCGUCUUCUGGCUCGUCCUCGUCUUCCCCGCCACGUUCGCGCAGCCUAUUGCGCUCGUCAUCAAGCAGCCCGGGGCUGAUGGCUACCUCGGUGUCCAGCUCCUGACCGGCUUCAUGUACAUCGUAUCCUUCAUCUCGAUUUGGCUGCUUCGCGUAUGGAAGCUCCGCCAGCUAGAAAACGCAGACCUCUUGGCCGAAGCACAGAGGGCCGCAGAAGAGGACGCCGGCGACGUGACGCGCAUCCCGACGCAUCGUACAUCGAGGACAAGCACAGGAAGGAUGGUUCUUCGAGGAUUCCUAUCUCUGAGACACGUUUAG